ACAAAGAAAGUCAAUAAACAAAGAAGCCAGCAACCAGCAAGCCAAGUUGUAGCAAGCGCUGUUUUUGGUGAAUAUAGAAAUGUCUCCUACGGCAGCUAAAAGUCAGGAAUUUAGAAACCUAGUGUCGUCAGAAAAUUCCCAACCAUUUCGUAGAGCUUUAGUGGUGGUUGAGAAAAAAUUGAAAUUUUUAGAGCAAAAGAAGGCGAGGAUCGAGGCGUACGCGGAGGCCCAGCGCGGCGGCCGGCAGCUGACGGGCGGCCAGGAGUCGGCGCUGGCCCGGCUGGGGCAGGUGACGCGCAUGCUGGGGGACUUGCGCGAGGUGCACGGGCAGCUGUGCAGCAUCGCGCAGGCCUCGCACGCCCCCGAGCUGCCAGGGAGCUCGCGCGGCCCCGACGGGACGCAGCAGGACCUGGCCAAGAUCAGGGACGUGCUCAUGAUCCAGUAUGUGCUCCAAAACAUGCGCCAAGACAAGGUUCGUGAGGACUUCCUGACGGGCCAGAAUGGUGCGAUAUGCCUCACUGAGAGUGAUCUUGAGUGCUUGGAUGAGUUCUACGUGGAGAUUUCCCUCAUGAAUGACACGGAAGACGACGUGCCGUCUUUUCAGGACCAGUUGCAGCAGAGUGCCGAACAUUUGCUGGCUCUCGUGAAUGGCAAAGCGAAGGAAAUAAACGGAACAACAUAUGCCAAGCUGAAGGAACUGAUUGUAGCCAUACAGACCUGCGGCUAUUUUGACUAUAUUGUGGAGGAACUCGCUACACACCCAAUUUUCCAGAACACCUUGAAGGAAGAGACAUUGGUUGUAGAGGAAUUUGAAGUGGCGAAUGGCGACAUUGAGGCAGAUGAUUACUCCAUACAAGACCAAGGGACAUUUGUUCAAGGGAUUCCUUCCAGCUACGGCUGUGUUAACGGAGCAGAAACAUCUAUGGCCCUUUCCACGCACUCUAGUGAUGACUUGUUCACGUGCUCCAAUUGCCCGGCAAAAUUCUCCAAAAGAUUCCUCCUGAGGCGGCACAUGCGGUCCCACUCCAGCAAGAGGUCGGAAUGCUGCACCGUCUGCAACACGACGUUUUCCGGGGCCAAACACCUCGAGAGUCACAUGCUUGACCACGCUUCGGAAAGACCCUUUGUUUGUGCCAAGUGCAACGUCGGCUACAGACGGAAAGAUCAUCUCAAAAGACACAUAAUGACCCACGGCAAUAAGAAAGCGUUUCCUUGCUCCAUGUGCAAAGCCAGGUUCACCAGACAGAAAGCUCUACAAAGCCACAUGCGAAAGCACUCGGAUAGAAAAUUCUGCUGUUCAGUUUGUGAUGGUAAGUUUUUCGAAGAUGACGACCUCAAGAAACACAUGCUCUGCCAUACUCCCAAGAAAACUUUUCCAUGUUCAGUGUGUUCCAUGGAGUUUGCUGACAACAUGACCCUCAAGAAACAUGUGCCGGAACAUUCCAGUACCACGUUCUCCUGUCCGGCUUGUCGGGCCAAGUUCUCGUUGAAGUCGCAGCUGAGCGAACACAUACUCUCGCAUUUGUAACGUGCGUGCACAUGCGGGGUGCAGUUCUUUGUCGUGUGUACUCGUCAAUAAAUUAUUUUCCAUUU
Messenger RNA from Bacillus rossius redtenbacheri, 1593 nucleotides. Its product is annotated as zinc finger protein 391-like. Gene Ontology annotation, cellular component: nucleoplasm. The coding region runs from base 80 to 1528 and encodes 482 amino acids. Lineage: Eukaryota; Metazoa; Arthropoda; Insecta; Phasmatodea; Bacillidae. The record is from RefSeq and is a predicted model, not a curated record. Gene Ontology annotation, molecular function: DNA-binding transcription repressor activity, RNA polymerase II-specific; RNA polymerase II cis-regulatory region sequence-specific DNA binding. Gene Ontology annotation, biological process: regulation of transcription by RNA polymerase II. The transcript is spliced from 6 exons.